Messenger RNA from Nerophis lumbriciformis (worm pipefish), 2955 nucleotides. Lineage: Eukaryota; Metazoa; Chordata; Actinopteri; Syngnathiformes; Syngnathidae. The record is from RefSeq and is a predicted model, not a curated record.
AUGCAUCGCCUCAUGAGCUCGGCUGUGGCUGGGCUGCGACCCCUGACGUCGGUUCCCUGGACGUCCACUCACAGGCCGGUCCGGAGAGCCUUUCUCAACGGCGCCAACAGAACCUACGUGGAGGAGAUGUACCUGGCUUGGCUGGAGGAGCCCGCCAGCGUACACCAGUCAUGGGACAUGGUAUUCCGUAAGACCCACGCGGCCCACCGUAGCCCGAUGCCUCUUCGGGGGCCGAGCACCGAGACUGACAUGGAGAAGUUGGUGGGAGACCAUCUGGCGGUCCACACGCUUAUACGCACUUACCAGGUGCGAGGUCAUCACAUCGCCAAGUUGGACCCUCUGGAAAUCAGCUGCGUGGACUUGGAUGACGCUCCGUGUAGCAUCGGGUCGCAAAAAGUUGGUUCUCAUGGUCUAGAUCAUUCGGACUUGGACAAGAUUUUCCGCCUUCCGAAAACCACAUUCAUUGGUGGCAACGAGGACGCUUUGACACUCAGGGAGAUCAUUCGACGUCUGGAGGAGGCAUACUGCCAACACAUCGGAGUGGAGUAUAUGUUCAUCAACGACGUACAGCAGUGUCAGUGGAUCCGACAGAAGUUCGAAACCCCAGGAAUCCUGCAGUUUAGCGCGGAGGAGAAGCGAAUCAUGCUGGCCAGGAUGAUCCAAUCCACAAGGUUUGAAGAGUUUCUUCAGAGAAAGUGGUCAUCAGAGAAACGUUUUGGCUUGGAAGGAUGCGAAUCACUCAUCCCAGCCCUCAAGGCCAUCAUUGACAAAUCGAGCGCGAUUGGAGUGGAGAGCAUCAUUAUGGGAAUGCCGCACAGAGGGAGGCUAAACGUUCUUGCCAACGUCAUCCGCAAGGAAUUGGACCAGAUCUUCUGCCAGUUUGAUCCAAAACUAGAGGCUACAGAUGAGGGUUCCGGAGACGUCAAGUACCACCUGGGAAUGUUCCACAAGAGGUUAAACCGAAUCAGCGACAAGAUGGUCACAUUGUCGCUCAUGGCCAACCCGUCUCACCUAGAGGCCGUGGACCCUGUGGUCCAGGGUAAGACCAAAGCUGAACAGUUUUACAGCGGUGACACGGAGGGAAAGAAGGUGAUGUCCAUCCUUAUUCACGGCGACGCCGCAUUCGCCGGUCAGGGUAUUGUUUACGAAACCUUCCACCUGUCAGACCUGCCAUCCUACACCACGCACGGUACCGUGCAUGUGGUGGUCAACAACCAGAUCGGCUUUACCACGGAUCCCAGGAUGGCUCGCUCGUCUGCAUAUCCCACAGACGUGGCUCGUGUGGUCAACGCGCCCAUCUUCCAUGUCAAUGCUGAUGAUCCCGAGGCAGUCAUGUAUGUGUGCAACGUGGCGGCGGAAUGGAGGAACACAUUCCACAAAGACGUGGUGGUGGACCUGGUAUGCUACCGGCGGAACGGUCAUAACGAGAUGGACGAACCCAUGUUUACCCAGCCGCUGAUGUACAAGCAGAUCAAAAAGCAAAAGAGCGUCCUGCAGAAGUUUGCGCAAAGGCUUAUCGGAGAGAAAGUGGUCACCACUCAGGAGUACCAGGAGGAAGUGGCCAAGUACGACAACAUGUGCGAAAAAGCCUAUGCUCGCUCAAAAGAUGAGAAGAUCUUGCACAUCAAACACUGGCUGGACUCUCCCUGGCCUGAUUUCUUCACAGCGGAUGGACGUCCCAAAACUAUGAGCUGUCCAUCCACCGGCCUCUCGGAGGAUGAGCUUUGCCAUAUUGGAAAGGUGGCCGCCUCCGUCCCCAUGAAAGACUUUACCAUCCACUCAGGUCUGAGUCGCAUUCUGAAGGGUCGUGCAGACAUGGUCAACCAGCGAGUGUGCGACUGGUCGCUGGGCGAAUACAUGGCUUUGGGCUCUCUACUCAAUCAAGGCAUCCACGUUCGUCUGAGUGGUCAGGAUGUAGAGAGGGGGACUUUCAGCCAUCGCCAUCACGUCCUUCACGACCAAAACGUGGACAAAAAGACUUGCAUCCCUAUGAACCACAUCUCCAGCGAACAGGCAACAUACACCGUCUGCAACAGCUCGCUGUCGGAAUAUGGAGUCCUCGGUUUCGAAUUAGGCUUCGCCAUGGCCAGCCCCGACGCGCUGGUUCUGUGGGAGGCUCAGUUCGGAGACUUUCAUAACACGGCUCAGUGCAUCAUCGACCAGUUCGUCAGCUCAGGUCAGGCCAAGUGGGUACGACAAAACGGCAUCGUGUUGCUGCUCCCUCAUGGCAUGGAAGGAAUGGGUCCCGAGCACUCGUCGGCCCGACCCGAAAGAUUUCUCCAGAUGUGCAACGACGACCCCGACGUGCUCCCGAGGCAGCACGACGACUUUGCUGUUCGGCAGUUGUAUGAGUGUAACUGGAUUGUUGUCAACUGCUCCACCCCUGCCAACUACUUCCACGUUCUCCGCCGACAGAUCCUAUUACCCUUCAGAAAACCGCUGAUUGUGUUCACGCCAAAAUCCCUUCUGCGCCACCCGGAGGCUCGAUCCAAUUUUGACCUCAUGUUGACAGGAACUCAAUUUCAGCGCGUGAUCCUUGACGAGGGUCCAGCAUCCGCCGAGCCCAGCAGCGUGAAGCGUCUCGUAUUCUGCACUGGAAAGAUUUAUUACGACCUGCGCCGUGAGCGCGCCAAGCGGGAACUGGACGCUGCCGUGGCGAUAGUCCGUGUGGAGCAGCUGUCACCCUUCCCGUUUGAUCUGGUACGAACUGAAAUGGAACGCUACGCCCAGGCGACCGUGGUCUGGUGUCAGGAAGAGCACAAGAAUCAGGGAUACUACGAAUACAUCAAGCCCCGAAUGCAGACCACAGUUGGCCACGCACGACCGAUUUGGUACGCUGGGCGCGAUCCCGCAGCUGCCCCGGCAACGGGAAACAAACCCACUCACCUGACGGAGCUGCAACGCCUCCUCAACACCACCUUUGACCUAGACGGCUUCUCAGAAAAUCAAUGUUGA